Messenger RNA from Python bivittatus (Burmese python), 2251 nucleotides. The record is from RefSeq and is a predicted model, not a curated record. Lineage: Eukaryota; Metazoa; Chordata; Lepidosauria; Squamata; Pythonidae.
AGCCGCCUGAGGCGAGCGACUGUUGCGGGGGGCGGGCGGCGGCAUCCGCCAUGGACUGAGGAGGACGCGAUGGGCAACAAGGAGUCGCGCAUCGGCUUCCUCACCUACGACGAGGCCCUGCGGAGGGUGACGGACGUAGAGCUAAAACGGCUGAAAGAUGCCUUCAAGAGGACCUGCGGACUCUCGUGUUACAUGAGCCAACAAUGCUUCAUUAGGGAAGUUCUUGGAGAUGGAGUUCCUCCAAAGGUUGCAGAGGUCAUAUACUGUUCUUUUGGUGGCACAUCGAAAGGACUACAUUUCAAUAACCUGAUAGUGGGCUUAGUCCUCCUUACAAGGGGCCGAGAUGAAGAGAAAGCCAAAUAUAUUUUCAGCCUGUUUUCUAAUGAAUCUGGGAGCUAUGUUGCCCGUGAAGAGAUGGAGAGGAUGCUUCACAUAGUUGAUGGGAAAGUCCCCGACAGCCUAAAAAAAUGCUUCUCAGAGGGUGAAAAAGUAAACUAUGAAAAAUUCAGAUCCUGGCUGAUGCACAAUAAAGAAGCUUUCACAUUUUCCCGCUGGCUGCUCUCCGGAGGAGUGUAUGUCACACUCACAGAUGACAGUGACACCCCCACCUUCUAUCAGACCCUUGCUGGAGUCACGCACUUGGAAGAAUCAGAUAUCAUUGAUCUUGAGAAACGAUAUUGGCUCCUGAAAGCUCAAUCAAGAACAGGGCGUUUUGAUCUGGAAACAUUUGGCCUCCUGGUUUCCCCUCCCAUUCAUCCAUCUUUGAGUGAAGGCCUCUUUAACGCCUUUGAUGAAAACCGUGACAAUCACAUAGACUUCAAAGAAAUCUCCUGCGGACUCUCGGCUUGCUGCAGGGGACCGCUGGCAGAAAGGCAGAAGUUUUGCUUCAAGGUUUUUGACAUUGAUCGAGACGGGAUUUUGUCUCAGGUUGAACUUGAAGAAAUGGUUGUUGCCCUUUUGGAGGUUUGGAAAGAUAAUCGUAUUGAUAACAUUCCAGAGUUGCACAUGAAUUUGCCUGAUAUUGUAGAAGAUAUUCUAAACUCACACGAUACCACCAAGCUUGGUCAUCUCACCCUUGAGGAUUAUCAGAUCUGGAGUGUGAAGAGUGCUCUUGCCAAUGAAUUUCUGAAUCUGCUUUUUCAGGUGUGCCAUAUAGUCUUAGGUUUAAGACCUGCCACUCCAGAAGAUGAAGGACAAAUCAUUAGAGGCUGGUUAGAACGAGAAAGUAGGCAUGGCCUUCAGCAAGGGCACAACUGGUUUCUCAUUGCAAUGCAGUGGUGGCAACAGUGGAAAGAAUACGUCAAAUAUGAUGCUAGUCCUGUUACGAUAGAGCCUUUGCCUAUCUUAAAUGGAGGUAAGACUUCUCUCCUGAGUCCUGGGACCCCCAUGUCAGAGCAGGGAGAAGACAAAACAGGUGCUUCAAAUAACUUCAGUGCCACAGAAGAAAAGUUUUCAGAUAAUAUUUCUACUGCAUCAGAAGCAUCAGAGACAACUAACAGCAAUUUUCUUUAUGCCACCACCCCCAAUGCCGAGAUGUGUUUUGCUCGACAGCUUAAUUCUUCGGACAAUAACAAUCAGUGCCUCCUUGCAUCUAAUGGGAAUAUAUUACUGCAGCUGCUGAAUCCACAGCGGCCUGGAGCUAUUGAUAAUCAGCCACUUGUAACACAAGAUCCCGUGAAGGCUCCAUCAUUGACUUUGGAAGGUGGGCGAUUAAAACCAUCACCCCAAUUAAUUCAAGGGAAAAAUUAUGAAAUUGUCCCAGAACCAGUGUGGAGGGCCCUCUACCACUGGUAUGGAGCAAACCUGUCUUUGCCAAGACCAGUGAUUAGAAACAGCGCAACGGGCCUGCCAGAGCUGGAGCUCUUCCCCCGCUACCUGCUCUUUCUGAGACAGCAGCCGGCAACCCGGACCCAGCAGUCCAACGUUUGGGUGAACAUGGGGAACGUCCCUUCUCCCAGCGCUCCCUUGAAGAGGGUCUUGGCUUACACCGGCUGCUUCAGUCGCACACAGACCAUCAAGGAGAUCCAUGAAUACCUGUCGCAGAGGCUGCGGAUGAAGGAGGAGGAUAUGCGCUUGUGGCUUUACAACAGCGAGAAUUACCUGACUCUUCUAGACGAUGAAGAUCACACGCUGGAAUACCUGAACAUUCAAGAUGAACAGCACUUAAUUAUAGAAGUUCGGAAUAAAGACAUGAGCUGGCCAGAAGAGAUGUCUUUUAUAGCAAACAGCAGCAAAAUAGAUAGGCAUAAAG